Molecule: messenger RNA, 1968 nt
Organism: Clonostachys byssicola
Lineage: Eukaryota; Fungi; Ascomycota; Sordariomycetes; Hypocreales; Bionectriaceae
Source: the annotation of a GenBank genome assembly
AUGGAUGAAGACGGCCAUCCGGCCCCAGAACAACGAGUCGUCACCAGGCAUCGCCGGCGGAGAGUCGCGCCCGAGAGGCGCAAACGUGUUGCUGUAGCGUUCAUGACUUACACUUGCGUUUCCAGGUGCAACAGCUGCAAUUCGAGGCGCAUAAAAUGCUCUGGAGAGCGGCCAUGCGCGCAGUGUGAGCGCGGCGGGCGGACUUGCCACUAUCCAGAUGCCGUUGAGAUGGUGUCCAUUCCCCGAGCCGAGCUAGAUGAUCUACUACGGGCCAGAUCUUCUGAUACAGAGGCAGGGAGCCAACCUCGGCCGCCCGCCGCAAGACAGCUCGUGGAACUAGGUCAGACAGCACGACGGCUUGGACCGCUGACCGCUGCAUCCGAUGGCCCCUCCCCGCUCGAGGUCCUGACGCCGGAUGAAGGCCGCCUGCUUCACGACCCGGACGGGACGGCGCGCUAUUUUGGAGAGUCGUCAGGAGCAAACUUUUUGAACCACGUCAAGGAAUUCAUGAUGACUCUGCAGCCCCUUGUCACAGGCGUAGUGGUGCAUGAGGGCACAACGUUCUUAAGGAGCGUUGGGUCGUAUCAAACGCACGACUCACGGCCUCUGGGCUUGCUUCCCGUAGACUCAUCGUGGCUGCCUACCCGCACCGAGAUGACGCUGCUCCUCACCGAGUUUCGGUACUUCUUGCAGGACGGGAAUAAUGACUUUCCUAGCGGUGGUAUCUUCUACUGGGGCCAUGUGCCUGUAACACCGGGAGACCCUGACCGAGCCGACCUCGAGUCGAACGGGAAGCUCGCUCUCCUUCAUAUGCUCUUUGCAAUAUCGGUGAGACUUGGCAGUGGUGCUGGAUGGGAGGAGCAGGGGCAUCGAACCAGCCGUGCUUUCUACUCCAGGGCCCGGUCACUGCUGGGCAACCCGCUCGACAUGAUGGCCUCCUCAGAAAGCGAGGUGCCCGUUUUGCUGCUCAUUGCUCUGUACUUCCUGGAGAUGAACCGCCGUGACGCUGCGUACAUGGCUCUAAGCGCGACACUGCACCUAGCGGUCAUGUAUGGGGCACAUACUACGUGGGACUGUGACGAGGAGAAGAAGAGAAUGUUCUGGACGGCUUUUAUCUUGGACACAUGGCUCUCAUCUUGGCUAGGUCGACCUCCUUCCAUGACUGAGACAGCCAUCCGCAUCCAGCUACCACAGCACGUCGCCGGACUGCCCGACCCAGCGGGAAUUACUGCUCAUAUCAAACUGGCACGAAUCUCUCGUUAUGUGACUUUCGAGAUUUACCGUAUUGCCCCGUCAGACCAGUCUGCAGCAACUACUUUGCAACAUGUCGAGAAAGCCCUUGAGAUGCUAAAGGAUUGGAAUGCCUCCCUCCCACAGAAGUUGCAUCUCGACUAUGAGAACUUGCCCCAAGACAGAGCCUGCUGCGUCUUACAUCUGGCAUUUAAUCAGGAAAUCAUACUCACCACGCGGCCAAUUUUCUUCAUCGCAGUCAAGAAAGCCGUCGCAGAUCGCUACAUAUCGUCUCAGCCGUCCCAGAUGUCCCAGGUGUCCCAGGUGUCCCAGUUGUAUCAGGGCACAGGCGAUCAUCCACACGCAGGUAUCAUCCAGCAGAUCGUCACAACUGCUCGCAACAAUCUGCGCCUUAGCCGCUGGGUGCGUGAUCUCAGCCCCAGGCAACGACUCCUACACCAUGAGGCCCACGCCGUCUUCAACGCCGCCGUCAUCGUCCUGCUGCAGCAGCUCGCCUUCCCGAACCCAUCGAUAGACGAGCAGAAGGAAAGGGGCGAGAUACAAAUGGCCAUUGAGAUAUUCGAGAGAGAGGCGGCCUCGGGGAACAACUUUGGCCUGGACUGUGCGAGGGUUCUACAGGACUUGACCUUCCUGGUCCGUCGGGUUCAUGACCAGACUACCACUCGAGCGCAAGCCCAGUCCUUUUAUGACAAUCUGGAAUCCGAUAGUGAUGUGCCA